GUUUGAACAGUUCACAAAUAAAGGCAAAAAAAGAUUCUGGGGAAAACUUGGAUCAACUCUGAAGAUACUAACUUUCCAGUUUUCAGAGGUAAAACAAGCAGUUUUUGCGACUAGACGUGAUGUAUUUUUACUAGCUGGCAAGGAUGAAGAUGGAGGAAGGAAGGAAGAUCAAUUGAUUGGACUAUCUGAGGAGCCAUCUCUCCCCGAUGGGACUACCCCACCCGACUUGCACCAGCGGAAGAGACCUGCUACAGAUCCGCUUGGGCAGGUUCAAAGAAAAGAGCCUUUCCAGCUGUGACCACUCUACCACUGAAGAUUCAUCAAAAUGGGAAAGUGGAAUUUAUUGUAUUUACUACUUCUACACAUAACAAUCAUAAGCUCCUUCGACUCGACUGUAGGAAGUUGUUUCCAAGAGCAGCUGAGACUCCAGGCCCAAGUGAGACUUCUGGAACACAGUGUGAAGCAACAACAGGCAAGAAUUGUGAAUCUCUUAAUGGAGAGAGAGAUACAGAGCAGAGAUAAAGAAGGUGAAAACACUGUCAUCAACCUGGGAGAAGAAACAAAGUACAAAGAUUGUGCUGAGAUCUAUCUUGCUGGUCAUACACAAAGUGGAUUUUACAAGGUGAAACCUCUGAAGAGCCCCAGUGAAUUCUUUGCCUAUUGUGAUAUGGCAGAAGGAGGUGGGUGGACAGUCUUUCAGAGACGGUCAGAUGGGAGUCAAAAUUUUAAUAGAAAUUGGACUGAAUAUGAGCACGGUUUUGGAGAUUUUACUUCAGCAAAUGGUGAAUACUGGCUUGGGAAUAAAAACCUUCAUUAUCUGACUUCUCAGGGGAAUUAUACCUUGAGGAUCGAUUUGUCUGAUUUUAUGGAUGAACAGCGCUUUGCACAGUACGAAAAAUUUCAAGUUGCAGAUGAGCAGAAUUCUUACAAGAUGAAUUGUGGGCAAUAUUCUGGAACAGCUGGUGAUUCUCUCACUGGGGGAUUUCACCCUGAAGUUAAAUGGUGGGCAAAUCACCAAGGGAUGAAAUUCAGCACCAAAGACAGAGAUAAUGACAAUUAUGAAAAGAAUUGCGCUGAAGAAGAUCAAGCUGGCUGGUGGUUUAACAGAUGUCAUACCGCCAACCUGAAUGGCCUGUACUAUAAUGGACCCUAUUCAGCAAGAUCAGACAAUGGAAUUGUAUGGUACACAUGGCGUGGCUGGUGGUAUUCCUUGAAGUCUGUUGUCAUGAAAGUCAGGCCGUCAAACUUCAGUCCCAGUGUAGUUUAGCGUUAUGGACCAUGUUCUUCUUCUUAAUCAAAUCAGUCACACCUGCACUACGGCAUUCACUUAUUUCACUUACACAAAGAAACCAUUGAGUCAAGUACAAUCAUUGGUGAAUAUAUGGACACUUCGUAUACAGUAAGUUUUUUUGGCAGCAAUAGGGAUACAGCUUGCCACUAUCUUCUUCUCAGAAACUUCUUUUAACUUCUUGGUCUGAUUUACAGCCCUGGCAUUCCUUAUGUUCCUGCACUGGAGUUCUAAACAGCUUCAAUGGAGGAAAUAUCAAGAAAUGCCAGGGCUGUAAAUCAGAAGUUAGAAAGGGCUUCUGAGAGGAAGGAAACGCUAUUGAGAUUUUUUGAGAUCAACCAAGGUUGACCAAAUGCUGUCACCCCCUAACCAGAUUUCAUUUUUUAAUCUAAAAUUUUAUUUGAAUGAGUUCCAUUUCUGGUCAUUUUAUGGGCAUGCACUAUUUACCUUCCAGCAAAACCACAAUCCAAACUAGGAUACCUGUAUUCAUCCCAUUGAUUUUCACAAGCUUAGGUAUGCUUAAUGCUUUUACGUAUUUUUAUUGAUAAGAAAACAAAUGGCAUGGACAUGUAAACAACUUGAGCUCUUUAAUUCCACAGUCAUUAGCUUAAAAAAGAUAUUUCAAGUCCUAUUCUAUAAUAGCUACAUUACUAGAAGAUUGAAGACUUCAUUUGUAUUUAAGAGCAUUAAUUCCAACAUGAUUUUAACUUGACCCUCUUCACAAGCAGAAUGUCAGCAUUUCAUACUCCGUGGAUCACAUGCUCCAAUCGCCAACGUCCCAUCUCGAGACAUCACUCUGGCCACUCCUUCUCCAGAUGUAGGCUCGGCCUGGCCUUGACCGGCAGGAAGAAUGUUAUUAUGUCUAACGACCCCUUCUUCUAACUCCCCCCUCCUACUUUCCCACACAUUGGAAAGUGGCAGCACGGAAGCUUCCAACCUAGUAUGGCUUCCAAAGCUGACAAAGAAUACAAUCUAAAAUAUAUACUGGAUGAAGUUAAGUCUUUCAGAUAUUUUAAAUUGAUGACCUACAGAUCUGUAAAGAGAAAAUACCUCUUUUCAGAUUUUCUGAAUGUUUGUCCAUCUUUUCUGUUACAUAUUAUUAGAGCAGACCUUCAUGUGGGUCCUUCACAUCCACCAAGACAUAUAAAGAGAGACUGAACAGCCAAAUAAUACUAACAUUUAAUGUUGCUUUUAUUUUAUAGACAAAAUCACCCAACAUUCAAAGUGCCAGAGUGAAAGAAUGAUCUCUCCAGUUUAGUUAAAGACAUAUUUAGGUCCAUCUGUAUGAGAAUAGAGAUUCAACAGGCAUGUGAUACCCCGUUUAGAAGAAAUGUCUAAAAAUAUCUAUAAGACAUAGUUAAUAUCUAUUAAUCUGGUAGAGAUUAAAUAAAUUCUGUUAAAGCUUUAGGGAUCCAUAGUCCAAGCAUUGAACUGGAGAAUGUUUGGGACAAUGAAUCCUUUCAAGAAUGACUAUCUUCUCAGUCAUCCCAUCAUUAUUGUUUAAGAAAUGAAUUAAAGAAGGCCCCAACUUCGGUGUUGCUUAUUCACUUGGGCUCCCUUUUUAUAUAUACUGAAGCAUUAUAAAUAUUCUGAAAUGUGGAAAAUGAUUUUUUACAGAGCUAUGUAUGUUUUAGUUUUAUCGCACAUAGUUUGCUAUUCCCAUGCCACUACAAAUAGUUAGUCAUGCUGCACUUAUGUGGCUAGAAGACUGAGUAAGACUGAAUUUCAGAAGAAAUGAAGAGUAAAUACCCAGAGUGGAUAGAACUAAGUGGCUAAAUCUCACAUCUAAUUAGGAGAAUCCAAUGCAGUGCUAUUUGUUUCAGCCUGCAAUUUAUUUUUUGAUGUGACUUGUAAUCAUUGAAGAAGAGGACAUUGCAGUGAGGAUAUUUUCUACAUAAAGCUUGAUAAAGGAGCAUUGCUUUUCCAAUCUACAACAUCACAAAAACUGCUGCAAAUGAACUCAGAAUAAUAUGUACCUUCUAUUAUUUCAAUAUGGUAUACCUACUAAUUGACUGAUAAUCAUGACAUCAUUGGUGAUGAAUCACAAUUUAUUUGCUAUUCUUGUCCUUUUUAAAAACCAAAUUAUUACUUAGGAAUUAGUGAUAAUUAAAGAACGUGAAAAAAUACAGGCCACUUAGAAAAAGGACAGUGUAGUUCUAAUAAGUCAAAACCUAUUUUGGAUUAGUAUCCAAAAUUAUCAAAUUAUGUAUGAUUCUAGACCUAUUUAAAUUCAAAUAUGUCUUUUAAUAUUUUUAAAGCAUCACAGAAAACUUUUUAAAAAAAAUGCCAAAAUAGAAAUGAAAUGGAAACAUGUAGAAAAGCAGUAACUAUUUUUUAAAUUUCAUCUGUUUUUUGUUUCAUACCAUUGAAAUAAAGAUUAUUUUAGGUCCGUUCUAUUAUAUGA
Messenger RNA from Ahaetulla prasina, 3692 nucleotides. It is a transcript of the gene FGL1, whose product is annotated as fibrinogen like 1. The coding region runs from base 326 to 1267 and encodes 313 amino acids. NCBI's taxonomy places the organism in Eukaryota, Metazoa, Chordata, Lepidosauria, Squamata, Colubridae. The transcript has 9 exons. Gene Ontology annotation, biological process: negative regulation of T cell activation; regulation of immune response. The record is from RefSeq and is a predicted model, not a curated record.